GUUCAUGCCAAUACAUAACCGGAAGUUAUUUGUAACGUUUCUGAACUCCUCGGGACCGGGUUGAAAGAAGCCAUACUCUUUGAUCUAUCGCUUCCUGGAAGAGAUUGUAUUGAAGAAAACUAGUUUUAAAAUGACAGAUCAACAGCUAGAUUGUGCGUUAGAUUUGAUGAGGCGUUUGCCUCCCCAACAGAUAGAGAAAAACCUUACAGAUCUCAUUGACUUGGUACCAAAUCUAUGUGAAGACCUACUUUCCUCUGUGGACCAGCCUCUGAAGAUUGCCAGAGACAAAACUGUGGGCAAAGACUACCUCUUGUGUGACUAUAACCGAGAUGGAGACUCGUACAGGUCUCCCUGGAGUAACUCUUAUGAUCCUCCACUCGAGGAUGGAACCAUGCCGUCAGACAAACUACGGAAGUUAGAAAUUGAUGCUAAUAACGCAUUCGACCAAUAUAGAGAAAUGUAUUUUGAGGGCGGCGUGUCGUCUGUCUACCUUUGGGACCUUGAUCACGGAUUUGCUGGUGCUAUACUCAUUAAAAAAGCUGGUGAUGGGUCCAGAAACAUAAAAGGCUGCUGGGAUUCCCUUCAUGUUAUAGAGGUCCAGGAGAGAUCCAGUGGGCGUAGUGCCCAGUACAAACUUACAUCUACAGCAAUGUUGUGGCUCCAGACGUCCAAGGAAAGUUCAGGAGUGAUGAACCUCGGCGGCAGUCUCACACGUCAGAUUGAGCAAGAUUGUUCAGUCGGGGAAAACACUCCUCAUAUAUACAACAUUGGCCGAAUGGUGGAGGAAAUGGAGAACAAAAUUAGAUACACAUUAAAUGAAAUAUACUUCGGUAAGACCCGGGACAUUGUGAAUGGACUACGAUCGGUAGACCUGAUCGCUGAUAAGAAGCAGGAUGACCUGAGGAAGGAACUGAAAGGAUUUCUCCAAAACCGUAUCCAGUCUCAGUGAUCUAGGGGUCAUAGGUCACUUCCUUAUUAUCAAAUGCACCAUUGUUGUGCUGGGACUAUUUCUGGUGUGUGAUCUAUGUGAGAGGGAAUUCGUGGAUCGGGCAACAACGCUUUCCAGUUGGGCCUGAGGAAGGAUCGAACCACACAUCAUAAUUAUACAGUUACUAACAAUCUAUAGUCGCGACAGAGAACUAAACAAUCACUAGUUCUCUCCCUUGGAGAUUUCUUAAAUUACUGAUCGUGUGUAUGGAAGAACAGAAAAGAGUCUGCUCGCUCUACAAUAUUCCAGAUUAUUUGAAAAUUAAUUAUAUAUUCAAAUUGUUCUGUUACAAAUGUGAUUAAGUUUUGAUUUUAGAAGUGUAUCUUGCGUUAUACUGUAUGGUAUAAGGUGAAAUACAGAUUUAGUUAACUAAUGUAGAUCUUCUUAAUUCUCUCUUAUUACUCAGCAUUGUGUUAUAUAAAUUGAAAAUGCCAGUCCAUAGCAUCAACUUGUGUGCUGAAAUGUUCAAAUGUGAAAUUUUGUGUAUGUGUGGAAAUUUUAUAAGACAAUCACAUAGCAUCAGGAGUAAAUCCUCGAUAUCUACAUCCUCCUUGGAAUGAUUGACAGAUAUAUACAUAUGUCUACAUCCCUAUUCUCCUUGGAAUAAUUGACAGAUAUAUAUAAUCUACAUCCUCAUUUUUUGCUGAGUGACCUUUGAAUGUUAGCAUAAAUGAAAUUAAAAUGACAUUCUCUUUGAAACAUGAGUCAGAACCCACAUCAAGUAGACAACAUGUUGACAACUAUCACUACAGAAUCUUGAUAAGAGAGAGAAAACUGGAAAUCUUCUUUCUGAUUCACUGCCAUAAAUAUUAAGUUACCAUGGUAACUGAUACUGCUAUCACUAAGUUACCAUGGUAGCUGAUACUGCUAUCACUAAGUUACCAUGGUAGCUGAUACUGCUAUCACUAAGUUACCAUGGUAGCUGAUACUGCUAUCACUAAGUUACCAUGGUAACUGAUACUGCUAGCACUAAGUUACCAUGGUAACUGAUACUGGUAACAAAGUUAUCUUGGUAACUGAUACUGGUAACACUAAGUUACCAUGGUAACAGAUACUGCUAGCACUAAGUUACCAUGGUAACUGAUACUGGUAACACUAAAUUACCAUGGUAACAGAUACUGCUAACACUAAGUUACCAUGGUAACUGAUACUGGUAACACUUAGUUACCAUGGUAACUGAAACUGGUAGCUGAAAUUGCUAGCACUAAGUUACCAUGGUAACUGGUAGCGCUAAGUUACCCUGGUAACGGAUACUGGUACCACUAGCUGACUGUGGUAACUACUAAUAGUGACACACACAUAUACAUGUAUAUAUAUUUAAUUCCACAUAUACAUGUAUAUAUAUUUAAUUCCAGAUAUAUAUGUUAAAAUAUUUGAUUCAAUUUUUAACAGCCAUGGUUUGCCUCAUCUGAACAGUAAAAGUGGACAGAUGUGUGGUUCCAUUAACAUAUAAAUCAGAUGAGACAUUAAACAUUAACUUACCUGUAUAUAGGUGUAUACACUGUAACCACUGUUAAUAUACCACAAUAUAUGAUUAUGUCAAAGUAUUUAUUUACUAUGAAAUACAAUUUAACCUUGUAGCCAAAACUCCAUGGCUAGGAAUUCCCUCACGAGACUAGAUAGAGGAUGUUUGUGAGCGUAUGAGAGGUUAAUACACAGACAUACUACCAUGCUGGUAACUUUCUCAGACUUAGUCUCACAUCAAUUUUACUUUCACUAUUAUUAUGAUUUGGGAGUUUUGAGAUUAUGAAGAAUACCUGAACAUCAUAUAGUGUUCUGCUUGAAGAACAUCGAACAGUCAUUCUCAGGUGUAGACAUAUUUGCCUGUGUUAAAUCCUGGUGCUGCCCAGUACUACAAACAUUUCAUCACCCCUCCAUGUACUCUGAAAGCCACAAGUGAAAGCACACAAGUGUAAUUUAAACAUUUUAUUUAUCACCGACGGCAAACUUAUUAACAUCUGAUCUCUAAUAUCACAUCAGUUUCAUUACACAGCCAUCAGAAUGAUGAUUCUAACAGGCUUCCUCAGAUCACUGUAACACGCUACAGAAAGAUCUGGCUGAGUGAGAGAUUGGAUUUUAAUUUGAAUGUAGUCACUUUCUGAGGAAAUGCUGAAGAUUUCAAUAGCUCUCCAAGUUAUAUGUGUACACAGCUAACGAGGGCAAAUACCUGUAUAUAUAUAUAAUUAUUAUAUUGUAGGGCUGACUGAAUGUCGUCCUCCAGCUUUGAAUUGUCUUAAUCAUUUUGAUGCUUGGUAACUCUGUACCAAGACUGUUGCCUUUAAGGGCAUAUGUGAUCAUGAUUACACAGGAUCAAGGUCACAUUUUAUUAUUAAAAUAUUGCUGAUGUAAUAUAAAUUA
Messenger RNA from Pecten maximus, 3346 nucleotides. RefSeq names its product F-actin-capping protein subunit beta-like. Lineage: Eukaryota; Metazoa; Mollusca; Bivalvia; Pectinida; Pectinidae. Gene Ontology annotation, cellular component: cytoplasm; F-actin capping protein complex. The transcript is spliced from 7 exons. Gene Ontology annotation, biological process: regulation of lamellipodium assembly; negative regulation of filopodium assembly; actin cytoskeleton organization. The coding region runs from base 131 to 949 and encodes 272 amino acids. The record is from RefSeq and is a predicted model, not a curated record. Gene Ontology annotation, molecular function: actin filament binding.